UUUUGCUUAAAUGACAAGAGGAUAAUAAACUAUACUCCAUGCUGUUUGGGACUCCUGAUUAUAAACAGUGUGUCGUCCUUCUCCCUUUAUAGUGGCAUGCAGUCCUUUAAUAAUGGAACAAAACGCUCCACGUAGGUUGAUAGACAACUAAAUCGGUGCUGUUUAAGUAAACGACACACAUGUUAAAGACCUUUCAAGACGGCACGUAGUUCUAUUACAAUGAAGUGUAGUAACAAGCAAACAUUAUUUUUCAUGUCAACACAAACUAGCAAUUAAAUAGCCUCUGUUAUUGUUUUGUUCUUGUUCUAUAAAACUGCUUUUUAAUAUGAAACCCACCAAUAUAAAACGGCGUAGUGUCUUCCUGGACCCAAGUCUUUCAAUUUUCACCUAAUAUAAUUACCUCCGUAUUUAUUUUAAUGCCUCUUGCAUAUAUAUACUGAAUAAUUUUAGCUCUUGUUCAUAGUGAAAUGAUCUACUUUACUUAACCUUUUGUUAAGACAAGAAAAUAAUAAUGUCUAUUGUAUGUACAAUUUUCUUGUUUCUCUUAACCGCUUCUACCGCGUUUGCGUCUGCGUUUCCUAAACCGGCACCCGUAACGCACUGGUCAACAUCAGAGACAUCAAACGCAACAACAGCUUCUUGCUCAGCGACUGGGAAUCCAAUCGAUGACUGCUGGAGAUGCGACAAGAAGUGGAAAUCCAACCGCAAGAGCCUCGCGGACUGCGCGGUUGGAUUCGGACGCGACUCGGUAGGCGGUAGAGCAGGGGAGUUCUACACCGUAACAGAUUCAGGAGACGAGGAUCCUCUAAACCCAUCUCCAGGUACAUUACGUUACGCCGCAACACAAGACCAACCUCUAUGGAUCAUAUUCGAUAGAGACAUGGUAAUAACACUAAAAGAAGAUAUUCAAGUGACUUCAUACAAAACCAUAGACGGUAGAGGAAAUAACGUGCAGAUAGCUUAUGGACCGUGUUUAGCUUUGUAUCAAGUAAGUAACGUUAUCAUACACAAUAUUUACAUUCACCAUUGUGUUCCGGCGAAACGGUCGUUGGGAGGCUAUUCUGAUGGAGAUGGGAUCUCGAUAUUCGAGUCACGAGAUGUUUGGAUUGAUCAUUGUACGUUAGAGAAGUGUCACGAUGGGCUUAUUGAUGCGGUGGGUGGGUCAACGGAUAUAACGAUAUCGAAUAACUACAUGUUGAAUCAUAACGAAGUCAUGCUUUUAGGUCAUAGUGAUGAGUUUGUCGGUGAUCGUGAUAUGAGGGUUUCGAUCGCGUUUAAUUAUUUUGGUGAAGGACUUGUCCAGCGAAUGCCUAGGUGCAGGCAUGGAUUUUUUCACAUUGUGAAUAAUAUUUAUAGAGAGUGGGAGAUGUAUGCAAUUGGUGGAAGUGCUAAUCCAACCAUUUUUAGUCAAGGAAAUGUUUUCAUAGCUUCGGAUAAUCAAUUCACAAAGGAGGUUACAAAGCGAGAGAGUGUAGAUGGAGACGAUGAAUGGAAGGAAUGGAAUUGGAAAUCAGAAGGAGAUGAAAUGCUAAACGGUGCUUUCUUUACACCAUCAGGGAACGAGGAUUCUCCUAGCUAUACAAAAAUGUCGAGUAUGGUAGCUCGGCCAGCUUCACUUCUUAAGACUACACAUCCAUCAGUAGGUGUUCUUAGUUGCCAAAUUGACCAACCUUGUUAGAACACAUUCAUCAGCUUGUAACCAAAUAUUGUAUUGUCCUCUUAUUCUUGUUGUGGUUAUUAUUAGAGCAUUAUAGGAUUUGUAUUGAAUAUGUGAUGAUCAUAGAGGCAGAGCCAAACAAAACAAUUGCAUAGCUCAUUGUCAAGUUCACCAGAAUGUUUCAAUUAAAAGUCACUGAGAUUUCACCUUA
Molecule: messenger RNA, 1868 nt
Organism: Brassica rapa (field mustard)
Lineage: Eukaryota; Viridiplantae; Streptophyta; Magnoliopsida; Brassicales; Brassicaceae
Product: putative pectate lyase 21
Molecular function (GO): pectate lyase activity
Source: RefSeq, a predicted model, not a curated record